Molecule: messenger RNA, 4290 nt
Organism: Recurvomyces mirabilis
Lineage: Eukaryota; Fungi; Ascomycota; Dothideomycetes; Mycosphaerellales; Teratosphaeriaceae
Gene: SSN2
Product: mediator of RNA polymerase II transcription subunit 13
Exons: 1
Coding region: 1-4290 (1429 amino acids)
Biological process (GO): positive regulation of transcription by RNA polymerase II
Cellular component (GO): mediator complex
Molecular function (GO): transcription coactivator activity
Source: RefSeq, a predicted model, not a curated record
AUGGACUUCUUCAAGAGCUGCAAGACCAAUGUGCAGCACAUAGAUGACAUAUGGAAGACGCCGGCGACGAGCUACACCCAUAAAUCACAUGAUACCGACCAUUAUCUUGUGGAGGAGCUGGUGAAAGGACUACGAGUAUUUGGGACAUUAUGUGCCUUCACAGGCGCCAAAUUAUGGGUAUUUGGUUUGGUCGAAGACAGAGAGUCAGCAUCUAUACGCGAUGAUGGCUGGGUUCUCGAUGAACGCGGAACAUUAGAUGCAUUCCAGAAGACGGGUGCUCCUUCCGAGUCAAUGGCUGAGGACAUUUUGCUUGAAGCAAUCGAGGGUGCUGUGUCGCACACGCUAAAUCAGACCGGCAAUAUCACGAAGAUGAGUCCCAGGACCUGGCUGUUCACAGAUACUGAGGAAGAGUAUCUCUUACUGCGGCUGUCAAUGCGAAUUGCGGACGAUGGCAAGCUGAGCAUAGCAACCAACACUGCGCCCUCGGAUCUGCAGAGAAUGAAUCCAUCGACAGCCUCUGACGGACGACCCCUACUCACUCUUGCGCCAAUUGGAUGUCGUGCGAGAUUAGAUCGUGACAAUGACCAGGCCAGCAUGCACGCUAGUGAUGAGCAAUGGCGAGCUCUCGCCACCGAACAUUUCCUCGCUCAUGGCAUCAGCAUUUCUGAAGAAGAAGACUGGAUGAAGCUCCAGCUAAUCGAUCGCCCUUAUGCGAGCAUCGAGUGGCCAGCGAAGUUGUGCUUUGAGCCGCGUCGUGGUGUCCGAGCGGCGAUUGAUGACACAGACUGGAAACAGUUCUUCAUUCCCAGCGAAGAGGAAGCCGCCUUCAAGCAUCCUUUCGAAGUGGCAGAGGAUUGGUGUAAGAAUGCUGCUUCACGGGAGCAGCAAAUAGAUACGGCUACGGCAUUCGAAUCUGCUGCUCAACCAACAUCUACACUUCCCGACCACGACAGCGUGGCCGUUACCUCGCCACCCUUCACGCUACGGAAUGCCGAACAGCAAGCGGCGGCCAGUGGUAUCUACCCCACUCCACCAGACGGCAUAGUGCCAGGUCAGCUAUCAUCACAACAACAUAGCUCAGAUGCAAUGGCUGUUGACAACCCAUCCGGCGACUCUGGCCCGGCUGCGCAGGAUUUCAGCAUGACGAUGGAAGAUCAGACUGUCGAUCUUAGAGCGUCUUCGACCUCUGACCAGGCUCCAACGUUCAAUGCAGAGGAUUCCUCGAAUGAUCUAUUUGGUGAUAUGGGAGGAGAAAUGGACUUUGGUAGUGGCGAGAUAGGAGAUGCCGACUUCGACUUCUUCAAUGAGGAGGACGGUGCAGAUCUUGUCCCCGUCGAUGAUGAUGUGGAAGAGCAUGUGGCUGAGGACGGAGGUGUCGAGGAUAUUCAGCCUCAUGAGGACGAAGUUGAAGGAGGUGACGUAUCGAUGGUUAUGGCUGACCCCAGUGAGCAUCCGACUGAUAACCAAGCUUUGGGAGACGUGUCACUAGUUGUCGAGAAGGUCGACGAGUCGUUCACCACGAUGGGUCCCAUCAUUGAUACUAUCGAUGAGAUGUUUCCCGAUCAGCCCGAUUCAACGGUGAAGCCGCUCAGCCCCUUCGCCAUCAAGGAAUGCCUGCUGCCUCCACCCAUCCCUGCGAGCGUGAGCCACGAUAGCGGUGCGACACAUCAGCGUAAGACAAGCAGAUUCGACGCAAUUACGUUCAAAGAAGACCUGAACAUAGGACGUAGGUUUUCCGAGCUUUAUGGACCUACCCCAGACCCAGCGGGCAACCAGCGAACUAGCUCGGCAAGCACGAAACCUGACUCCUACCAGGAACGUUUGAAGACUUCCGACAACGAAGUCUCGAUACCACAUGAAUAUAACGAAGAACGUAGCGAGAGUGAAGACGGUGGUUCGGAAUCAGCCUCGAGUCCCAGCGAUAUCGAUGUGCCGCCGAAAGCCCCAUGGUCCAGCAAGAAGCGCAAGCGGUCCGACUUCGAGGCCAACGGGCGGCGGGACGAGGUAGCACUUUUGCUACGUGUGGAUGACGCACAGUCCCAUGUCAAGGGCCACCAUGAUCCUGCGGAGAUGCGAGCCAUACUCGAUCGCUUGCUGUCGAACAGAAGUCCUGGACUCUUGCCAAAGCAUACAACCCAGAAUCAUGGACACGAAACUCUUGGCUCGGUCGAGGAAGUUCUCCUUCUGUCGAAGAUGGAUUUGGUUUUUGUUGCUCAACUCGUCGCCGAGCAAGCUGUGACUUGCACCACCAGUAUCGUUGAGGCGAUCGACAUGCUCAGCGUCUCGCGUUCCAACGCCGCCGCCACGGGCAAUGCGCUGCAAACCCUUGUCGACCAGGCACUUUCUCACUUCCUCCCGUCUAUGACAUCAACCGACAUCGCCAGCCUAGCCCUAGCACGAGAACCCAUAACCCGCAACACCCCCACUCCCGCCACCCCCCGACCCGGUCAACCCCGUCCUCCACCCCCACGCCCCGAUACCACGAACCUCGGCCCGGACAUCGUCGCCAUCCCACCGCCCUACAUCCGCGUCCAGCGCGGCGCGGACAAGUACGAAAUGCUCCCCCUCGCCCUCCAAUUCUGGGACACUCUCAGCCUCGCACCCAUUAACGGGACAAAAGACAUCCGCGCCUUCUGCGUCUUCCCCGGGAACGAAGACGUGCAGAGUCUGGCGGAGACUUUCCUUAGCGCGCUAGGUACAGCGUACGAAGAGUGUAAGCUAGGCUCGCACAGGCACACUAGUAAUAAUGGUGGUGAUGAAGAAGAAGCCGCAUUAGGGGAUUACGUCGAUGGCCUCGUACCUGUGGAUCUAGGAGACGAUGACGAGCAUAGUCUCGAAGCGGCUAUGCAAUGCUACAGCGAAGCCUGCACGACCCUGGCGACCUUCAUGGCAAACACCGCCUUCGCCGAGCCGGACCGGACCUUUGUAAUCUACAUCAUCAACCCCUUCCGUCACCAUCCGGAACUCAUCCAUCACCUCUGCGCCUGUUUCUGGCUACUCUACCAGACUUACAGGAAAACGGUCCCACGUUCCCGUAAUCAACACCCACCGAGCGAUAUCGUGCUCCAGAUCCUGCCUAUCGACCUCCUAGCCGCACCGGAUAGUGUGGUAUUACUAGACGCCAAGCAAACCGCCGCCUUAGCACAAGAGGUCUAUGAUCGUUGUCCACCGAACCCGUCGUUCGAACCUAGUGAUACGACGGGCUCCGCACUACCGAAUUACUCCGCCCCGCUCUUCGAACUCGCCAGCCCGACCCCGAAACGUAUAGCUUUCCACCUCGCUUCCGAAACACCGGCGGAUCUUCUACACGAGGGUUCCUGCCUGCAUCUCGCGUAUGCGGUGAGUGGAGAUGGGUUCUGGUUGACUGCCGCUUGGAGCGAUAAUAUGGGCCGGUAUGGGAAUAGUGUCUCUUUCCCGCUUUGUGGGCGGUCGUUUAAGGAGGUGGUGGGGGAGGUUUGGGAGAGGGUGGAGGGGGUUAUGGGGACCAGGGGUGUUACGUGGAGAGUUUUCAUCGUUGGGGUAGGGAGUGUGGGGCAGGGGGUUAGUGGGGUUUGGAGGGGGUUGGUGGAGGGGGGCAGGAGGCUGCAGGCUUUCUCGGUUACGUUGUUGGGGGUGGAUUUGGAGCCCGUGUUGCGGCUUUCGCCUCCCGGACAGUCGGGCGCCACUGAUGAGGCUAUGCUAUGUUCUGUGGCUGGUGCUGGGUUUCUGACGCCCGGCUCGACGCCACAGGGUACCACUAUGACUGUUUCGCCUGAUCCAAGCGGGCUGGGUAACCUGCCGCCUACUCCUGCACCCAGCGAAUCCACCCCAGCUGCUAGUGGCGACACGGACCCGGACGCUCAUCUCAUCGACCUCACGGACGAGACAUGGGCCGUCCUUUUUUCGGCUACAACAUCGCAGUCCCUCACGCACCAGCUUUCAAAGCAGCAGAACCCCUCACCACUCUGCUCAGGCGCCCUGUUCAAGCGCGGUAAUAGCGACCUCUCCGAAGCAUCUUCCGACCAUCUUCCCUCCAUUGGCGUGAGUCUGUACUGGACGAUCCAGGUCCGGCCUUCGGGUGCGGUUGACGAGGGGAGUGUGAGGCAGGCGGAGAUGACGCUUAGGGAGGUGCUGAGGAUGUUUCGGAAUUUGAGUGUGUUGUCAAGGGCAAGAGGCCUGGUUGCGAGUAGUGGUGGUGGUGGUGAUGAUGGUAGUGGGAAGGGGCUUGGGGUGUGUGUGCCGGUGCAUGUGUGCAUGGCGGUGCGAGGGGCGGAGGCGCUCGAUAGAUUCCUACCUGCUGUGAAGGAUUGA